Molecule: messenger RNA, 6687 nt
Organism: Cuculus canorus (common cuckoo)
Lineage: Eukaryota; Metazoa; Chordata; Aves; Cuculiformes; Cuculidae
Gene: TRIM47
Product: tripartite motif containing 47
Exons: 6
Coding region: 67-2097 (676 amino acids)
Molecular function (GO): protein binding; zinc ion binding
Source: RefSeq, a predicted model, not a curated record
UGCUGGGAUGGGGUUGAGCUGGUCUGAGUUGUGCUGGGUCCGGGGCGGCCGUUUGGGGCGCGCGGGAUGGAGCCCUCGCCCGGGCGCGCCCCGCUGCCCGACGGCCCCCUGUGCUGCCCCAUCUGCCUGGACGUGCUGCGGGACCCGGUGACGGUGCCGUGCGGGCACAACUUCUGCCAGGGCUGCCUGCGGGCGCUGCGCCAGCGGCCGGGCGCUCCUGGGGCGGCGGGCGGGGCCGCGCGCUGCCCGCUCUGCCAGGAGCCCGUCCCCGCCGCGCUGCGGCUCCGCAAGAACCGCGCCCUCUGCGAGCUCCUGCCGCUGCUGGCCCCCGCCGCUCCCUCCCCUCCAUCCUCGGCUGCUCCGUCUCUAACCCCAUCUGCCCCGUGCCCCCCGUCCCUAUCCCCAUCCCUAUCCGCCCCGUCCCCUCCAUCCCCGUUCCCUUCAUCCCCGUCCGCCCCGUCCCCUCCCUCCCCGUUCCCUUCAUCCCCGUCCGCCCCGUCCCCUCCAUCCCUGUCCCCGGCCGCCGCCCCGAUGGCGCCGGGCGCCGAGGAGGAGGAGGAGGAGGCGGUGUCGGCGGUGCGGUGCGAUGUGUGCCCGGCGGGGUCGCGGCUGCCGGCGGAGCGCUCGUGCCUGGUGUGCCUCGCGUCCUUCUGCGCGGCGCACCUGGAGCCGCACCACCGCGCCCCCGCCUUCCGCGCGCACCGCCUGGUGCCUCCGCUGCGGCGCCUCGAGGAGGGGCUCUGCCCGCGGCACCUCCAGCCCCUCGACGGCUUCUGCCGCACCGAGCAGAGCUGCGUCUGCGCCCGCUGCCGCGCGCACGAGCACCGCAGCCACGACGUGGUGACCCUCGAGCGGGAGCGCGAGCACAAGGAGGCCCAACAAGCCAAAUUCCUCAGCGAUGUGGAGAAUGAGCUGGAGGAGCUGGCAGUCACCAUCACGCAGGCCAAGAAGAUGGUGGAGAUUGUUAAGGGUGCUGCCACGAAGGAGAGGGAAAGAGUAAAGAAACAAUUUGCAGAAGCAUCUGAGGUCCUGGCAGCCUUCCAGAAGGAGGUAGUGGGUUUCAUCGAGGAUGGGGAGCGCUCCAUGCUGGGGGAGGCCGAGGCUGAUCUCCGCUCGAAGGAGGAGAGACGAGCUAAGCUGGCCCAGUGCAAGCAGAACCUGGAGAACGUCCCCAGCACGGACACCAUCUACUUCCUCCAGGAAUUUCAGGCCUUAAAAGCAGCCAUGGAAGAAAAACCCUCCUCAUCUCCGAGCUUCCAGAAUGAGCUGAACUUCACCAAAUGCACCCAAGUCAUGGGUGCUGUGAAGGACGCACUGUCUGCUGCUUGCAAAAACCAGCGGGGUCACUUGCAUGGAAAAGGAAUUGAUAGGCUGAGUUUCCAGGAGAUGGAGGAAGCGUUGGCCGAGUCCCGAUUUCCAGAGAAGUCAAACAAUCCUGCCAUCCUGGAGAGCCGUGAUUACUUCCUAAAAUUUGCCUUCAUCAUUGACCUGGACAGUGACACAGCAGACAAGUUUAUCCAGCUCUUUGGCACCAAAGGGGCCAAGCGGGUGCUGUGCCCCAUCCCCUACCCGGAGAGCCCGACCCGCUUCAUCAACUGUGAGCAGGUCCUAGGUGUGAACCUCAUGAACCGGGGCAACUACUACUGGGAGGUGGAGCUCAUCGAUGGCUGGGUCAGCAUUGGUGUCAUCGCUGAGGACUUCGACCCCCGUGAGUCCUACAACCGUGGGCGCCUGGGGCGGAAUGAGAAGUCCUGCUGCCUGCAGUGGAACGGACAGAACUACGUGGCCUGGUUUGGUGGCUUUGAGUCUGUCAUCAAGCAGCCAUUUUUCCACACAAUUGGAGUCUUCCUGGAAUAUUCAGAGAAAGCCCUGACCUUCUAUGGAGUCAAGGACUCCAAGAUGACCUGCCUGCAGCAGCUCAAGGUGUCUAAUUUUGCGAAGGGUCAGUUGAACCCAUUCCAGAACAAGAUCAACCAUCAAUUUGCCUCUCUUUUCUUGUGCAAGCUGAAACCAGCCUUCUUCCUGGAGAGCGUCGAUGCCCACCUGCAGAUUGGGCCUCUGAAGAAAGAUUGUGUUUCGGUGCUAAAGCGUAGGUAACUGCCUGGAGAGCGGGAGAAAGGGGAGACCCAGAAAUCUCUCUCCUGCAGUGCAGUGCCACUGUUAUGGCUUCUCUUUGGUAGCAUUGUAUUUCCCUGUGGCAGCCGUCCCUCCUCGCUCUCUGUUGGUGACCCAGGGGUGGAUGAAGCCGUCUGGUUGGCAGAGCCACGGGCUGGCAGCCAGGAGGGAACUGGAUCCAAGUGCCAGCUCUGCAGCUGCACUGCUGAGCAAACUUGGGCGAGUCUUUGUGCUGUUCCCAGCUCCUCAGUUUCCCUUUCUGGACAUCAGGGACUGCAAUAUAGCCUUUCUUGGUAAAGCGUAUUGCUUAGGAGAAGUGCCACAUAGAUUUGAAGCUGUGUUUUGGCCAGCCGUCAUUCUGCCCAGUCCCUUUCCUUAGUAUUUGCUUGCACUGCCCUGGCAUCUUGCACAGAUACUCCGCUUUGUGCCUUAUCUCAGUCUCUGUGUCACUGCUGCUGUUUUUAAGUGCUGGCUCAACCACACCUUUUGCAUGCUUCUUACAAAGUACCUUUGAAGUAGCAAGCCCAGCACGGCCUGGGUGGACUUCCCUGGUGUCCACAUCACCGUCGUGCCUUGGCGUGAGUGAGCAGGGUGGGUUGCAGAGGAGCCUGGCUGCAUGCAGGGGCGAUGCUGUGGUGACCCAGUACCUCUCCUUGCAGCGCUGACCACCUAGUAGUGCUGCAAAUGUGAAAGUAGGAUCUUUGCCCUCCCUCAGGGUAUUUUGAAUGCUGGUCUGUGGCCAAACUCGUUUGGGAAAAGCCACAGCCUUUUGGCUGUGGGGUUUUUCCCCACCACAGCCAAAAAUCCCAGCUGCGAGAGGGGAGAGACUUCCCGCCUGGAAGCAGCAGUACUGUUCCUGCCUUGAGAUGGUGAAGCAAGCAGCACAAAACAGCUUUUAGAAUGUGCUCUUGGUAAACAUGUUCCUUGGGAAUUGCUUCCAGAAGCUUUACAGCCUAAUUCCUUCCCCCAUUUUUGAUGAUCCUACUGUUCUAGGGGAUUUUAAUACUGUUAAACUCCCAACUCUUAAAGAUCCUGGGCACACUUGGGCUGUAAACACACCCCUUAGCUUAGAGGGAUUUUUAGGUGACAAAGAGGUAUGUUCCAGGGGCAAAUGAUCUGGUUUAGGGACAGCUGUGAGUGCAUUGGUAGACUGUGCAGCAACACUCUGUUAUUAAAUGACCCUUUAGACUCUGGCAAUAAAUAACAAUGAACAAAAAGUACUCUCAAGCAAGUGUCCCCUCUGGGAAAGGUGGAAACUUGAGACUGAGAGACGAAAAUGCCAAUUCACGUGUCCUAGAGGAGCUUUUCCAGAAGAAAAAUACACAAGUACUGCCUUCUGCACAGUGCAGCCUCUGUCUCAGCAUAGCGUGCCUUCCCACAAGUUUAUUUUUCCUGGGAUUAGGUUGCUACCCACCUCCCAAGGCUUGCUUUGCAGAUUCAUAAUGCUGUCUAAUAUAUACCUAAAGAGAAAAUACAUUGGGUUAGGUUCUUCGCUGGCGUGGGUGAGGCGAUGAUGACGCACCGACAUUCACCAGGGAUAGAAACGGCCCUUUUAGCUAAAUAUGUGAGAGAGAUAUAUAUGUAUUUCCCAAAGGAUAAGCUGGAAAUCAUAGUGGUAUAUUCAAGCGGAGCCAAGGGAAUAAAAGUGAACAAAAAGGCAGCCACAAAGCCAAGUGGUUCUGAAGUUAAAGCCACGUUGACAUAAACACUGAGGCUUAACAGCUCCUUUACUGUAACUUGUUUGCCAGUGCUGUUGGUGUUGGAAGGGGUGCUGGUCCUCAGCGAAUGGCUGUCACUGUGGGCUCUUGUCAGAGGGGUCAAAGGAUCCAGAUGCAACUGCACCCUCCCCGGGGCAGGGCAGGUGUGUGGGUCUGGGGAGGGAGACCAUUGGGAAGUGUCUGCAGACCCCUCCUCUUCCUCCUCCUCCGCAUGCGGUGACUCCUAAAAUGCUGCUGACAGUGGGAAAAGAGGAGGUAGAGCUUCCAGAGUUAAAUCAUCAGAUGAAAUCUCGGCCUUUCCCAACCAGUGGGAAUGCUGCCCGGACUUCUGUCCGGGUGGGAAUUCACUGCUCAUGUCCUGAGCUCCUGCCUCAAAACUGCUUUGUUUCACUCACGCCAGUUGCACUGCUGGAGGACUCGGCCUUUGCACGAGAUGUCAGCAGUGACACUGCACAGGCAUCGCUGCUGGGUUGCUGACACUGGAAAGGACUUGGUAUCAAAAAUGCCUUACCAGAUAAGAAAGGCAGAGAUGCACAACAGCCCACGCAUGGUCACAUCCCAGGAGGAAGAGGAAGGUGACCUUGAUCUGUGCUGCACGCCUUCAUGAAGAGAUCUCGCAUGUGGGCUCCUAUCUCAGCUUUGUCUGGGCCCUAAAUCUCAUUUAUUCAGGCAAAACUCCCACUGUUCGUAGGGAGGAAUUUUGCCAGAGUAAAUGCAGCAGAUCUGGGCCUUUGCCCCGUUUUGUUUCACUGUAGGCGGAUUGAUUGCUCCGUGGGGAAAUACGUGCUCCAGCUCACAUCCCUCCCUUCUCUGUGUUGCCCAAUGCACAGAUGCAAGUAUGUGAACUCUUUCAGGGUUUGGGAUGGUUUGUGGGAUCCUACGCCUUUUCCUUUCCAUCCUGUAACCCCAUGGGAACAGCUCAGGAGGAUGUCUGCUGCUCAGGCUUUGCCCCUGGUUGUGCCGCUGUGGGACAACAGGGGCUUCUGGAGCUGUGAUGCAGUGGGAAGUGCUAUCCAACCCUCUCCUUCCUGCUGCUGGCUUUUAUCUAGGCUGUAAGCUCUAGAAAUCCUUGUGGUUUAGAGCAUAAAGCAAAAUCUGACCCAUUUAAGACAGAAGUAGUCCCCUGGGGUGUUGGAUCAGAGCUGGCUCUGUGUUGCCUGUAAUUUGGGGUGUAAACUGGAAUGAUUAGGACAUGUGCACUACGUCAGCUCUGGAUCGCUGAUAUUGCUGCAAAUGAAGGGUAAACGUGGUGUGGGAUGACUUUAGAUGGAUAGAUAGCACUUGGCAAUUUAAACAGCCUUCCUGUGGUCGCUUGAGUUGUUUCUGCUGUCACAGAGUGUUCCUCUUUUUAAUUAGGAUUUUUAAAAUAUAGUUACUGUAGAGUAUUUUACAGUGGGUGAAAAAACUGUAAGAGACUAAUAUAAUUAAGUUAGAGACUGAUUUGCCAUUAAAUAUUAUACAGAUAUCGCACUGAGUCAUCUUUCCUUUAAAUACCAAAGCAUUAGAGCUUUCCCAUUAUCUUGUGUUUAUUUUUCUGUGUCCUGUACAUCUGCUAUAAAAUAACACAGAUUUUAUUUUCCAAGUGAGUCUACGGGAAUUGUGCCAAAUACAUUUUUUAUGUCUGGACUGCAAAAGAAGUGGAAGAAUCCUAAAAUCCAAUAACAAUACAGUGAGUCCUGAACAAUUCAAAACAAUGAAUCGUCUCCAUGCUCUCUUCUACCUCAAGUCUCAGCUUAGAAAUAACAGAUGAACAGAUUAGGCACUUUUAUCUUAGAUUUUUCGGGUUUUAGAGUAUAAAUUUCCAAGGCUUUCCAUGUGAUGAGGAGGUCUAAAUCUUCCUAAGCAUGCCAGCACUCACACUGACACAUUUUUUUAAAUGGAGGCUGAAUUUCUUAAUACUGAAUAUUGGCUGGAGCUAGAAGAAAAACAUUAUUGAGUGAGUCUUAGUUGUGUGAGGCAGCAAUGCUUCAGCUGGGCACUUCAGUGGAAGCCGAGUGGGUGGCAUCUACUGACUUUAAUAGGAGCGGAAUCAGGGUGGUUUGUUAUAACCACUUCUUAAAAGGGAAACUUACAGCUUAUUGAAAAACAUGGAUAUGAAAAGCACAAACUUGCUCUUUUCUUGCCAAGAAGCAUACAGAUGAUGUCACUGUAUUUAUUUAAAUCUGGUUUUCCAUUACGUACUUUUUCUGCUUUCCCCUCUGCACCCCACCUGAUUCUCAGGCACUGAGACAGGGCUGGGAGGCAAACCAUGGAGGGAAGAGCUCAAAUCCAUAUAAAAACAUAAUUUAGGGUUAAAAAAAUAUAAUUCUGGCUUUAAAAAGAUAUAAUUUAAGUAAUUUAUGCCAUUAUGAUGUUAUUUGUAUAUUACUGGUAUGCAGUUGUCAGUUAUUGAUAUGAGAAGCCCUUCAAAACAGUUGAUUAGUUGUGCAGGGCUCCUGUUUUUAAUGAAAUCAUACAGUUGUUAAUUUAAGAGUUCCUCCUGUUCUACAGGUCUUUUCCUGUUCCCAGAUGCCCCUGCUCCCUCCCGACAGACAAAUGGACAAGGUCUUAACUUGUGUACAGGGUGACAGGUUAGUCCUUCCAGUUUAAGACUCUCUGGUACAAGGGGGUAAUUUAGGAUGUGGUUGAUUCCAGCAUGGAGAGCAGACAGUAUUAGGCUGAAAGUCUGCAAGGUGCGAGAAAGUAAAAAUGUACAUCAAAUGUGGAAUAAAAAGUUGCUGGAAACGGAGCAAGCUUCGCUGUUCAAAGGACUGAGCUUCAUUUUAUGUGCAGCACCAUCACAUGUGUGGGAUUGUUUUUAUUCUGCUGUACGGAACAUAUGAAUUCGAAACAUACCACCUAUUAAAAGUCCAAU